AUGUUCAGAGUAUCAAGUUGUUUACUAAGAUCAAAAAAAAAUAGUCUUUACACUCAACCUUUGAGAGAUCCAUCAGAGUUUCCAAUCAUAAAACAAGAUCACUUUAAAUUCAAUGUGAUUCAUCAGUCAAAAAAAUCGAGUGCUAGAGUAACCAAUAUUACAACUCCUAAUGGAAUUAUAGAAACACCAAACUUUGUUCCCGUUGCAACGGUUGGAUCAAUAAAGUUUGUCGAUCCACAAACCACUAGAAAACAAGGAACACAGCUAAUGUUUGUAAAUACCUAUCAUAUGUUGGUGAAUGCAGAUCUGGAUUUAAUCGAGAGAGUCGGUGGAUUACAUAAGUUUAUCAACUACAACGGUCCUAUCAUUACAGACAGUGGUGGUUUCCAAGUAUUCAGUAUGGGACAUCCCGACAGAGAUCAAUCGAUGCCAAUCGACGCAGAGUCAACUCCAAUCGAUGAGAGUGACAUUAAUGUGAGAUCACUAGAGUUGACAAAGCGGGAAUUGAAAGGAAUGUCUGGAAAACAAUAUCCGGGUUCGAUCGAAUCGAUCACCGACCAAGGUGUUGCUUUCAAAAGCUAUAAAACAGCAUCACGAAUUCUCUUGACACCAGAGACAUCGAUUCGCUAUCAAAAGCAAUUGGGUGCCGAUAUUAUCAUUCCGUUCGACGAGCUACCACCCUACCACUUGGAUGCACAGCGAGUUCGUGACUCUCUUCAUCGUACUCACCACUGGGAAGCACAGUCGCUACUGGCACAUCUUGCCGAUCCGAGAAAGCAAGCUAUCUAUGCUGUUAUUCACGGAGGUGUCGAUAUGGAACUGAGAAAGCAGAGCACAGAGUAUCUCUCGAGUCUCCCAUUCGACGGAAUGGCAAUCGGUGGAUCGAUUGGAAAGGAUCGUGAUGAAAUGCAUCAUCUCUUGAAUCAGCUGAUGCCGUUGCUGCCCAGAGAGCGACCCAAUCAUCUACUUGGCAUCGGCGACUUGGAAUCGAUAGAGAGAUUGAUGCCGUUGGGUAUCGAUACAUUCGACUCUAGUUAUCCCACGAGAGCAGCACGUCACGGUGCACUUAUCCUACAGGACAACACAAGAUUCCUCAUUACAAAAAGCGAAUACAAAACAAAACACGAUGAACCAAUCGACAAGACAUGCGAUUGUCCGACAUGCACAAACUACUCUAAAGCCUAUAUUCAUCAUCUCUACAAAUCAAACGAACAAAUAUUUUACACACUUGCAACACAACAUAAUCUUAGAGCAAUGGCAAGAAUAAUGGAAACCUAUAGAAACAAAAUAAAAGCAAAUGAAAUAUAA
Molecule: messenger RNA, 1308 nt
Organism: Heterostelium album PN500
Lineage: Eukaryota; Evosea; Eumycetozoa; Acytosteliales; Acytosteliaceae
Product: methionyl-trna synthetase beta subunit
Exons: 2
Coding region: 1-1308 (435 amino acids)
Molecular function (GO): tRNA-guanosine(34) queuine transglycosylase activity
Source: RefSeq, a predicted model, not a curated record